This is a messenger RNA of Echinostoma caproni, 768 nucleotides long. NCBI's taxonomy places the organism in Eukaryota, Metazoa, Platyhelminthes, Trematoda, Plagiorchiida, Echinostomatidae. The record is from the annotation of a GenBank genome assembly.
AUGUGCUCGGGCUUGGCUCUUGGAUUUGCUUUCCCGACGGAUUCAUGGCACUUGAUUUCUGCCUUGUUUCCCGAUAAAAUUGGAGGGCGACCAGCGUGGCUAGCCCUACGAAACUUGCCACGAUCACGUGAUCUAUGCUGUCCAACAUGUUCCGAACCAAUGGCCUUCCUCCUGCAAGUUAAUAAUUCGUGGAUGUUUACAGAUGAACGAGCGGAUUGUUUUCAUCGGUUUUUGUUUAUUUUUAUGUGUCGAAAUGGUCCGUGCCAUGAUGUCGACAAUCCGAUUCCUUUUGUGGUCUUUAGAUCACAGUUGCCGAGAGACAACACUUAUUACAGUUAUGAGCCACCAGCGACGGAAGAACCCACACUGGAUCAGGUGCAGUCUAUGGUAGAAUACGGUACUCUUCCAUUAUGCGGUUGUCUGGGAGAUAAAGUUUGCGCGAAGUGCAAAACAAUUCGUUAUUGUUCCAAGACUCAUCAGAUUAUGCACUGGAAAUCAGAGCACAAAUUAGUAUGCAACCCGGAUUUACCUGUACCUAUCAAGGGUCCCUCGUUUACGCAAAAUGAGUUUCUGCUGCCCGAAUACAAAAUUUGUUCUGAAAUGGCGGAGGACAUUACAAGCAUAGUACCAGAAUCUGACGAAAGUAGUGCAGAGGAACCCGAGGUCGCUGAAGAGGUGUUAGUUGCUCGAAGAUUUUCAGUUUGUCUAUUAUGUUCAGACGACCUUCGUAGAAAGCUUACUUCGUUAACAACUGCGAAUUGUUCGUAA